Messenger RNA from Vanessa atalanta (red admiral), 657 nucleotides. Its product is annotated as serine/threonine-protein kinase C-like. The transcript is spliced from 4 exons. The coding region runs from base 10 to 573 and encodes 187 amino acids. NCBI's taxonomy places the organism in Eukaryota, Metazoa, Arthropoda, Insecta, Lepidoptera, Nymphalidae. The record is from RefSeq and is a predicted model, not a curated record.
AUUAACAAGAUGAAAUUCCUCAUAUUCUUCGGACUCUUAGCUGCUGUGGCUACGGCUGAAAAUGCCAGAGGUGAUCCUCGUAUUUUUAACAUUAUUGGCGGCAUCCUAGAUCUCCUGAACCCAAAACCCGCUGAAAGGCCCACUGUUGUCGAUAAGCCAGUUGUAGUAGAAGGCCCUCUUCAGCCUAUCAUUGUUGGACCUGCAAUCGUUAACCCAGAAUAUGAACAAAUUUCCGUCGGACCCGCCAUCGUAGACUUUGAAGAGAUUGCCGUUGGACCCGCUAUCGUCGAUGAAACUGCUCCCGUUGUCCCCGCUCCCGUCCCCUCUCCCGUGUUCCCCAUCACCUCCCCUCUUGUACAAGUCAUCGUUAACGUUGAGUCCAACGGCGCUGGCAAUCCCGUGUCCGUCGAGGGUGUAGAACCCACCCCCGUCAUCGUUGUUCCUGCACCCGUGCCCGCGCCCGAACCAGUGAUCGUCGUUGACAAGCCCACAGUUACUGAGCCCGUCAUCGUUGCUCCUGCUCCCGUGCCUGAGCCCGAACCAGUGAUCGUCGUUGACAAGCCCAGUUACUGAGCCCGUUAUCGUUGCUCCCAUUAUCCCUGAACCCGUCGUUCUCCUCCCUGACAUCCUCAACUAAAUUAGUGUCCAUAAAUUACC